UACCCGAGUAGCACCUUAUCUGCUUCCAUUCCGGGUUAAUAUCUCUUCACUUUGGGUAUUUAAACAGCUGAGGUUUCCCCUCCCAGUCUUUCUAUGUAAGCUGCAGAGCGACACCUCCCACUCCUCAGCGCAAGUUAGCAGUAAUAUUCAGUAGAUAUGUUUGCAACAACAUUAUUUUCACGUGAUAUUUAGAAGUGCUUGCUUGCAAUCAAUCUACUGGAGUUUAGCAGAACUUUUUUAUGGGUCUUCAGAACACAUCAAGUCCUUCUAAAACACUGGAUGGGGUUCAUGGAGUGCAUUUACUUCCCCAUUCGCCAUUCACAGCUUGUGAGAUUUCUCAGCACGAGGAUUGCAAUCUCUCCACAUAUGAAAGCUCCAGGCCGUUUGCAGCAAACCAACGAUUGUUAAUGACACGAGUAUGGCAGCAGAGACCACCGUGCUUCAGGCCAAUCCACUGUAACCUUCAAGGGGAUCAAAACCUUGCAGAAACCAUUGUUAAUGUGCUGACAUCCCUACCUUUUGUUGCUCUUGGCAUCCAGGUCCCACGGAAGAAUAUGAACAAUGCGCUGUAUGCUAAUUCGUUAAUUGGUGUUGGAGUUGCCUCAAGUUUAUAUCACUGUUCAAGAGGGGAUAUCAGGAAGUAUUUGCGAUGGGCCGAUUAUACAAUGAUAGCCACGGCAACAGUUUGUCUUUCAAAUGCUCUCAGGAAUGAGAAUCCAAAAUUAAUAAUGGCAACAUCUGCUUUUCUUCUACCUUUCCAGCCAUUAAUGGUUUCAGCUGUUCACACAGGCAUGAUGGAGGUUGCAUUUGCGAAAAGAGCAUUUACAAAACCAGAGCUGAGGAUGGCACACAACUUGCAUAAGAUGUCAUCCAUCCUAGGAGGUGCGCUUUUUAUUGCUGAUGAUUUAUUCCCAAGCACUCCAUACAUUCAUGCUGCAUGGCAUCUUGCUGCAGCAGUUGGUGUUGGGACCUGUAACAAACUUCUUGAGUAGAACUGCCCCGAGGGCUUGUUCUACCUCUACGGUGCAAGUAUCCUCCAUCACGUGUGUAUUUCAAAUCAAUAAAAUGUAUAUGCCAUUGUUUCAAGAAGAAGAAAACAAUCUUUUAUAAGAUCUAUUCGUUAAGAAAUGCAUUAUAGCUUUCUAA
Molecule: messenger RNA, 1146 nt
Organism: Magnolia sinica
Lineage: Eukaryota; Viridiplantae; Streptophyta; Magnoliopsida; Magnoliales; Magnoliaceae
Exons: 7
Coding region: 240-992 (250 amino acids)
Source: RefSeq, a predicted model, not a curated record